Molecule: messenger RNA, 639 nt
Organism: Penicillium griseofulvum
Lineage: Eukaryota; Fungi; Ascomycota; Eurotiomycetes; Eurotiales; Aspergillaceae
Exons: 2
Coding region: 1-639 (212 amino acids)
Source: RefSeq, a predicted model, not a curated record
AUGUCAAUCUAUACAUUGAAUGAUUCUAUUAUGCGAAAGACUGCCAAACCUCUCCCUCCGAUAAUCUUCCGGCUUGUUGGACUAUUUGCACUAGUUGCUGUGAUUCUGAGCAUCGUUGGAGUAACCGGGAACUCCGAUAUUACCCAUGGCCUUGUCAACAUAAAAACAAAACUCGGACUCAUCUUCUACCUUGUCGCCUGGGUUGGUGUAUGCGGACUCUUCCUCCUGGUUUUGAAACGAAGUCAAAGUAUCGAAGAUGGAGAACAUCGCAUCCUCCUAGCCGUGGGAGUAUCUCUCCCCUUAAUCCUCGUGCGAUUAAUCUACUCUUUCAUCUAUACCUUUGGCCGGAAUGCCAAAUUCAAUAUGGUGUCCGGGAAUGUCACAAUUCAGCUUGUGAUGUCCGUCAUCGAAGAGUUUGUGGUUGUUCUUGUGUGCUUGGGUAUUGGCCUUACACUCCAAGUACGGCCACCUGCGGAUUACACCCCGCAGCCUAGUGUCUACAGCCAGCAAGAAGAUUCGGUGGAGCUUGAGAGCGGCCGUUUGAUGGGACAGACGCGUGAGAAAAGACCAAAGCGUCAGGGUGGUCCUAUUGUGAGACUCGUAAUGUUUAUUGUGGACGAGAUCAACAGGAAGAAAUGA